GGCAACAUUGCCAAGACAACAGGACGCUAACGCAGACCUGCUCCGGUUGAAUAAGUCCGUCGUCGUCCUGUGUAGACCAGUCUAUGGUGUAGACCUAAAACAACAUUAUCAGACGGCACGAGGAAGAGGACAAGGAGGGAUACUCAACAGAACUCUUUCAAAGUGCCUGACAGUGAAGCAUUUUUCAACUGAGUAUGAAUAAAAGAGUGAAUCAAAAAGAGGUUAGUGACAAUAAGCUCCUGGCUUUGCAAACUGAUGAGAUGAUGACCAGAACGAGGGACAAAACAGAGACAGGACUGGUCGGACACGUGAAGAAGGAAGAGGGAGAAACGGAGAAAGAAAUCAAGACGAGAACAUCUUUCAAUAAACAAGACACUGGAAGACAGGAGCUUAAGACUGCCACCAUGAAACAAGAAGCCAUUAAGAGGGACAGCAAACAUGAUUUUGUCUCCAUGGAGCGACAGAAGGCUAUUUUGCAGUAUUCUUUGAUGACAAAACAGUCUGCGAUUUCGAGGAUGGACAAGGCCAUCGCAAAAGAGGAGCGACAGCUGAAAGAGCUCGAGACAAUUCUGAAAAAAGACAACCUCAAAUUCGAAGAGGUCCUCAGGGAGAAUGAGAAGAAGUCAGUGGAGGCCAGAGCAUAUUUUGAGCUGGAGGCCAAGUCCAAACAGGAGAAGAACGUGAAGAUCAAGAAGCUGUCUGCUGAAAUAGGGUCUACAAUGAGUGACCUCAUCAAGUUCGAAGAGAUCCUGAUAGACUACAAGAGAUACAAAGAGCUUCUGUUCAAGUUGUCUCCUCCAGAGUGGCAGCAGGCCCAGACAACUAAGAGAGUUAAAAUCCUGACUUACCAAGACGCUCUGGACAAGCCGACAAUGGAGCCUGGUUUGGAGAGCAAGUUUUCCAAUCCUGGUAGUGAGCUGACCUCCAUCAGAGAGACCCAGCUGUCUUCAGCGCACAGCAACACCCUAGUGAACCCUUCUACACUGGAGAGGGACAGCUCAGAAUAUGACAAUGAUCCAGUGCUGUACUUCACUGAUCCCCAGCAGCUGCUUGACCUGGUUAAAGAGCUGACAGAGCAAAACUUGUCCCUCAUUCAGAACUCUUCAAGGUUGGUGGAGACUCUGGAGGAGUACCGUCAGUCAAUGGAGACAAACAGGAAGAAGAUUGAAAAGGACGAAGAGCAACUAACUCUGCAGAUAAACGACAUGAUCCAGAUGAUCGAUAAAGAGAAAGCAAAAGGCGCCAAGCUCAAGCAGAAGGUUCAGCUCCACAUCUCAUUAAACACAGAAGAUCAGGAUAUAAUGUGGGACACUCUGGAUGAGAAGGUAGCAGAGAUCCAUUACUGCUGUGUGGACGACAGGAUGACUAACCUCAGCACCUUGGAGAAGCUGACAAAUAUUGAAAACCAUAUAUCUUUCCUGCUGAAAAGCCUCGAGAGCAUCCCUGAAGAAAGUUUAGGGAUGAUGAGAAAGAUCAAAGACAGUGAGCGGAGAAGCAGACAUCGUGAGAACAGGCUGAAGGAGCAGAGAGAGAAACAGAAGGAGAGGAUGAAGAGGUACUUGGAGAAGUCAUUGGCUGACUCCAAGAAAAUGAGUAUGAGAAAGCUCAUGCCCAGAUGCAUGCCUGUUACCCGGAGGGUGAGAGUGAGCCAUGGGGACAACACCUCUACUGAAGAAGAGAUCUAUGCGUUUCUCUUCACACCUGAGGACAUGAAUUAAAUUAGCAAGGAGCUGUUCAGUGCAGUAAUGCAGUCAGAAUACAGUGAAGUCCAGUUAAUGCUUUAUUAUUGAUUCUGUAGAACAAAUCAUUAUUUUUUUAAAUAACAUGUAUAAAUGUAUCAAAUGUGUUAAUCUUUGUCCAACUAGGCAAUUCAGCAUCUGGCUAAUAGUCGUGUUUCUACUUAUCCCUGAAAAUGUCUUAGACUGCCUUUUUCGUGCCCUAGGAAUCAUAACCUGUUCUUUCUUACAACAGAGAAUGUGUAUGAGGGAAUCUAUAGAUCUUAAGGGGUGGCAACAAUCACUUUAAGGCGUGUUGCUAUUGACCCGAUUUGUUACAAAACAUGUAGAUCUACGCUCCUGUUAAACCGUCAAAUAACUCAACAUGUGAUAAUAUUACUUUUUAACACGACAAAACAGAACUAAGAUGUAAGAGAAUUACCUGUCAACAAAUACUUUUCAAUAAAGUCAGAAUUCUGACCUCUUCCGUAUAAAUCAGA
Molecule: messenger RNA, 2215 nt
Organism: Notolabrus celidotus (New Zealand spotty)
Lineage: Eukaryota; Metazoa; Chordata; Actinopteri; Labriformes; Labridae
Gene: cfap100
Product: cilia and flagella associated protein 100
Exons: 14
Coding region: 195-1718 (507 amino acids)
Source: RefSeq, a predicted model, not a curated record